Molecule: messenger RNA, 1116 nt
Organism: Liolophura sinensis
Lineage: Eukaryota; Metazoa; Mollusca; Polyplacophora; Chitonida; Chitonidae
Product: procathepsin L-like
Exons: 7
Coding region: 1-990 (329 amino acids)
Biological process (GO): proteolysis
Molecular function (GO): cysteine-type peptidase activity
Source: RefSeq, a predicted model, not a curated record
AUGUUGCGUGUUGCCAUUGUUGUUGCCCUCCUCGCUCUGGCCACCGCCGCUCCGUUCACCACAGAGCUAGAUGGAGAAUGGCAGAUGUUCAAGAUGACCUACAAAAAGGUCUACAGCGCCGAUGAGGAAAUUAAGAGGCGAGCGAUCUGGGAGGAUAACGUAAAAUUUAUUCAGGUUCACAACCUCCAGGCUGACCGUGGAGUGCACACCUUUACCGUGGGUAUGAACGAGUACGGGGACAUGUCCCUGGAGGAAUUCGUCAAAAUAAUGAAUGGAUACAAGAUGACAAACGCCACUAGGACCGGCGCCACCUUCAUUGCUCCUAGCAACCUGGAACUCCCGACGACUGUCGAUUGGAGGACCCAGGGUUACGUCACACCCGUCAAGAACCAGAUGCAAUGCGGUUCCUGCUGGGCCUUUUCCACAACUGGAUCUCUGGAAGGUCAACAUUUUAAGAAAACCGGAAAUUUGGUGUCUCUUUCCGAGCAAAACUUGGUGGACUGUUCCAGGAAGGAAGGAAAUUUUGGUUGCAACGGCGGGUUGAUGGACCAGGCUUUCAAAUACAUUAAACUUAACAAUGGAAUUGACACGGAGGCUUCCUAUCCUUACCAAGCUAAGAACGAGCGCUGCCGUUUCAAGGCGGCUGAUGUUGGUGCAACAGACACUGGGUUCACCGAUGUGCAAAGAGGCAGUGAAAGCGAUUUACAAUCGGCCGUGGCCAGUGUGGGUCCAGUUUCUGUGGCCAUUGAUGCCGGGCACCGGUCCUUCCAGCUCUACCGUAGCGGAGUGUACUACGAGAGAGAGUGUAGUUCUUCACGUCUUGAUCAUGGUGUCUUGGCAGUCGGCUACGGAAGUGAGAGCGGCUCAGAUUACUGGCUAGUGAAGAACAGUUGGGGUGAACAGUGGGGCCAGCAGGGAUACAUCAUGAUGUCACGUAACCGUGACAACAACUGCGGGAUCGCCACUCAGGCCAGCUACCCCUUGGUUUAAUUUAAAUGACAGACUGAAAGAAACUCCAAAACUCCACAUGAUAUUAACGUAAAUCCUGCAGGUGCUCUCAAGCAUUACGGGUGGAUAUUUGCUCUAGACACAAAAUUACAAACUACGAUCUGGACA